GAGCAUAAGAGAGAGAGGAGUGGGGGCACUGAGUCUAGCGGGCUCCAGGCAGGCUCAGGCUUCACAUGCAGUUUUGUCUCAUCGUGUGCACAGUGGACCUUUUUCAGGAGUCAUAUUUACCAUCCAGUUCUCAGCUUUCUCUUGUCGUCUUUCUUCUCCUUCUCACUGAGAUGUUGCAAUGUUCCGUGCUGUCUUGCAAAACGUGGAUUUGUGUUGGGUGAUUUUGUUAUAUUUUGUUUUUGCACCGGAAGCUGGCUGCAGAUCAGCCUAUGCAGACAGCUGUCAUGAGGUGAAGACAGCAUACAUGAUGCGCCAAAUAGGCCAGGUGGAGCUGGUGCCAGACAGACCCCAAACAGAUGACUCUCUCCGGGUGUGUGUCCACUCUGGGCCUGGGUGCUGUACCAGUAAGAUGGAGGAUGAUUACAUGGCUGCUGUCCGCAGCGAGACGCAGCAGAAGAUGCGAUCCUACAGCUUUGAGCUCAAGUACCUGAUCGCGGGACACACCAAAUCCUACCAAGAUACCUUUGAUUCGCUUGUGUCCUUUACAUCUAAUUUGACCAACACCCUGUUUGACAGCGCCUACUCCAGCCUUGCAUCAGACUGUCGCCCCCUUGUACUUCAGCUUUUCAAUGACAUUAAACGCCAUCUUUCGGGAGACCCUAAUUCCUCAUUGGAACAUGCAGUGCUUCGUUUCUAUAAUGAUCUCUUCCCAUUGGUCUAUCGCCGACUUCUUAAUCCUGGUAUUGGCCACAUGUCAGCCCGAUUUUUUUCCUCUCCCUCCGCACCCACUAAUGAAGACUGCCUACGGAUGACGCAACAGGAUAUCAGUCCAUUUGGCCCCCAUCCUCGACUUCUGGUGUCCGGUCUUUCCCGUGCACUUGGAAUUGGCCGAGCACUGAGCCGACUGCUAAGAUUGGCGGGGGACGUUGUGGAUGCAACAGAAAAGGCAACGUUAUCUAGAGAGUGUGGGCGGGGCUUAGUAAGGAUGCAGUACUGUUCCCAUUGCAGAGGUCUGACGUUGAUAAGGCCCUGUACUGGACUGUGUGUUAAUGUUAUGAGAGGAUGCCUGGUGGGGAUAUCGGAGCUUGCUACCCCCUGGAGGAGUUUGGUCAUAUUGCUCCAACAGUUAGCAGCUACUUUAGCGACCAGCAGCAACCACAAUAGCAUGGAGCUCGCGCUGUUGGCGAUCAGGAACCAUGUGAAUGACGCCAUCCUGCACGCACAGCUGCAUGGGCCACGAAUCACAGCAAUAGUAGAGAAGGUGUGUGGACCUCAGGCAGGUGGUCCUCUGAUGAUAAGCAAACAUCCUCACAUCUCACACGUUACAACCCCUGCUGCUUCUAUGGCACAAAUAACCUCAAAGAGGGCGUCCAUGACUUUUCCCUCAAUGGGAUCUGGUGCUCAUCCACAUCUGCAGCUUCAAGCACAAAGGUCCUUCCCUCUCAAAGGCUCCAGAGGUGACAAGAGUCGUAGUUUGAAAAAACUGUCAAGGGAAUUUGAAGGUUCCAUUCAGCGGUACCAGUGGUUUUUCUCAGAGCUACCCGAGAUGCUUUGUGAAAGUGAGAUGGAGGUUGAGCAGCACACAUGUUGGAGUGGUCAAGAUGUCGUGGAGAGUUAUGCAGGUCGUGUGGUUGGAAGCACUUUAAGAGGCCAAAGGGAGAACCCAGAGAUGACUGUCCGUUAUACUGAUCCUGUUCUAAAGGGGGCGAAACAAAGGCUGGAGCAGCUCACACAGGAACUUCGAUUGGAACUUGGCUGGGGAAACAAAGCCAGACGAAAGGGGGAUGAAGAGGAGGGUGGGAGUGCGGAAACUGGCACAGGGAGCGGAGACGAUUGUGACGAUGAAGACGGCUGUGAGGCAUCUGGUGAGGUGAACGGUGCUGACACAGAUGAUUUGUCCAGUGGUCAUAGUCCAGUGACAGAUGGCAAGGCUCCUCCUCCUCAUCACCGCAUUCCUCCUCAUCUCAGCUCUCCUCCACUGGUGCCUAUUAAAGGGUCAGCCAACAUGCUGACUGUUCAACGACUACAUUUGAUCCUGCUGACCCUGCUGUUGUUGCUGUCAUCAUGAACCAGGAACCCUGCUGACUCUUGGCUGACAGAUCCACAGACUGACAAACAGCCACAUUCUUUAUGUGGAUGUGGUUGUUGUUUGGUAUUUGGUAUUUAAAAUAUUUUAAAGCACAGUUCGGCCACUCUGUUACUUUGUGGAUGGUGAAGAUAAACUGUUGGUCCAUGCAUGUGCGCUGUGAGCAUUUUUAUAUUUGACCUGUACUGACCUCUGUGUGCUCACUUGUAUCUACGGUAACUUUCAUAGCAUAGAUUGCACUACUACUUUUUUCAAGCGGUGUACAUACAAAUCUAUAUAUUAUAUAUUUAUAUAAAGAUGUCAUGUAGAUUGUUCUGUAAAAUAGCGUUUAAUAUAGAUUAUAGAUAUAAAAGGAUGAUUUACACAGUAAUUAAAGCAACGCUGAAUCCACAUCUGAUCAUCUGAAGAGUGGUGUGAAAAAGUGUUUGCCCCCUUCUUGAGUUCUUAUUGUUUUGCAUGUUUGUUACACGUCGGUGUUUCACCGUACUACAGUGCUGAUAGGAAGGUCAUACAAGUUCAGGUAAAAAAAUCCAAACUAUCCUUUCAAGGGAGAAAAAAAUCCAAACCUACAUGGCCCUGUGUGAAAAAGUGAUUGCCCCCACGUUAAAACAUAACUGAGAUAAAUUGAGAUUUCUGGGAAAGGUUCUAAAGUCAUUUCUAAAGCUUUGAGACUCCAGCGAACCACAGUGAGACCCAUUAUCCACAAAUGGCCAAAACAUGGAACAGUGGUGAACCUUCCCAAGACUGGCCAACCAACCAAAAUGACCCCCAGAGCGCAGCGACGACUCAUUCAAGAGGUCACAAAAGACCCCACAAUAACGUCCAAAGGACUGUAGACCUCACUUGCCUCAGUUAAGGUCAAUGUUCAUGACUCCACCAUAGGAAAGAAAGAAGAAAAACAGGCUGUAUGGCAGUUGCCUUGAGUUCCAAGACAAAAACCACUGCUGAACAAAAUGAACAUUAAGGCUUGUCUCAAUUUUGCCAGAAAACAUCUUGAUCCCCAAGACCUUUGGGAAAAUACUAUUUUUUUUAACUUUUUGGGAAGGUGUGUGUCCCAUUACAGCUGGCUUAAAAGUAAUGCCGCAUUUCAGAAAAACAUCAUCAUGCCAACAGUAAAAUAUGGUGGUGGUAGUGUGAUGGCCUGGGGCUGUUUUGCUCUUUCACAAGCUGCAAGACUUGCUGUGAUAAAUGGAACCAUGAAUUGUGCUGUCUACCAAAAAAAUCCUGAAGGAGAACAUCCGGCCAUCUGUUCGUGACCUACAACUGAAACCAACUUGGGUCCUGCAGCAGGACAGGAGUGGCCUAGUCAAAGUCCUAACUUGAAUCCUAUUCAGAUGCUGUGGCAUGACCUUAAAAAGGCGGUUCAUGCUGGAAAAUCCUCCAGUGUGGCUGAAUUACAACAAUUCUGCAAAGAUGAGUGGGCCAAAAUUGCUCCACAGCUCUGUAAGAGACUCAUUGCAAGUUAUCGCAAAGAUUUGAUUGCAGUUGUUGCUAAGGGUGGCCAAAGCUGUGUCCCCCCCCCAAUACCGCCAAUCAAAUAUGUUUUAUUUUUGGGCAAUGACUGUUGUAAUUUAAAAAAUGUUACAUUGUAAUUAACCUGAAGGCUGAGGCCCCGCGGCACCCGCGCCCUCGCUUCUUCUUUGAUUUGAUCCACAUCACGUGGUGGACACUUUUGACCAGCGCCUGUAGGGGGGCGCCCAUCUGCCACACAUAUGUGCUGACUUGAUGAGGAUUUGAUGAGCGAUGAGCAUUGGUAAAUAGGAUUUUUUUUUCUUUCCCUUCCGCGCAACGCCCCCUGGCCCAUGUGGCCCAUAGCUGGAACCGCCACUGCCAACCAGUUAUUACGUUUAGGGGGCAAUCACUUUUUCACAUACGGCCAUGUAGGUUUGGAUUUUUUUUUGUCCCUUAAUAAUAAAAAGUUUCAUUUAAAAACUGCAUAUUGUGGUCAGUUGUGUUGUCAUUGAACAAUAUUUAAAUUUCUUCGAUGAUCUGAAACAUUUAAGUGUGAUAAACGUGCAAAAAAAUAAGAAAUCAGAAACAAAGCACUUUUUCACACCACUGUAGCUCACACAUCAUCCCAUCCUCCUGGCUCUUUGUUGAGUUCCCUGCCACUCCCCAAACUGCACUGCAACAAGGUAGACAAGCGGAAUACUGAUGAAUAUAUUCAAAAGUGUGCAAAUUAACCAGCUGAAGGGCGCUUUGCAUAUCUGUCAGUGGGUGACUGACUUUCUUCUUAAAUGCAUCACGCUGUUACGCAUGUAUUAACUUCCAGGGAUAUACCAACAUGAUUAUAAGAGCAAGACUACAUGUUUUGUCCUGGCAUGCAUUUUACAUGUAGAGUAAGAUGUGCCCUUUUGUGUCAGAAAGCGAACAUGUGAAUAUUAACAAUAGUAAUAAACUUGUGCCUCUGAAUGAAUUUCCUUCCAUUGGAUGCACUCAAAUUAUGAAAGAAAGUGACCAUGCUGAGACGGUAUUAAAAGAAAAACAUGAAUUUAGAGGCGUAGGGUGCUUUUACAGCAUCUCUCAAAUACAUGGAGUUACAUGAUAAAGAAUUAAACCUUUUACAUGAAUUAUUUUUAUUUUCAUUAGAGGCAUCCCAUUCAUUUUUGGUAGCCUUUGCCUGGUACCUGAUCUUUUGUGUGUUGUAAGAGCUGGACAAGAUAACAUUAUUUAAAGAGGGCAUAUUAUGAAAAACUGACAUUUUAAUUGCUUACAUAUGCAUAUUUUGGCAUAGGGUGAAAUUACACAAGCAGGUAAUGUUUAUAUUUGCUGCCUUUUUAUGUCUCCACACAAAACUCGCCCUCUCACUUAGUUUCUUUGCGCAUGACUUGGAAGAGCCCCGGGGCAAAGAUCUGCCAAUUUAAGGAUUGUUUUAGUCGGUACAUUUUUUUUUGUAUAUUAAGGCCCUGUGACAACUUGACGAUUUAGCCAGCGUAAGCCAACGCAUGAAAAAUUUGGCCAAUACGCUGGCGUACGUUGAAUAAGUUAUGGGUAAGUUUUGUAUAAGUUAAGAGCACGCUGAAGCACGCCGGCAUACGUCGUAGUACGUCCAAGUCGUCCAAAAAUUUGGUGCAUGCACAAAACUUUUCGACGUAUGUCACUGUAUGAUUCAUACGUCCCGCAUACGUGGGCAAUAAGUUAUGCCAUCGUUGAUGCCCGUUCACACACGUUAUUGUAAGUUACGCACAAGUCGUAAUACGUCAACAUACCUUGAGACAAAAAUGUGUCUUCUUGGCUCUCUUCUUGGCAAGGGUUGGCUGAGAGGAGAUGGAGGUCACUGGGGAAGCAGCUUCCGAUACCAUUGACGAUGCCUGAGAGGCGUUAGAACCUGCGUCACCCCAUCAGAGUGAGAGUGGGAGUGGGAGGCUGUGGGUGGUGAUGGAUCCCUCCGUCACUGCCCUGAUACUUCUUGGCAGCGGUCUUUGAAAUUUUCUUCGGCAUGGAUGGAUGGAUGAUGGUGAUGUUGACACUGCGAUGUCUAGUGAGGUUAUGAUUUGAGUCAUCAAGUGGCAGCCUUUUUAUAGGCUACUGCACGUGAUCGUCGGCCAUACGCUGCCGUGCGGUUUGCAUAAGUUAGACUGGCGUUGGGCAUAAGUUGUGAACGCCAGAAACACGCUACGUAUUCGUUGAUAUAAGUUGUCUAUAAGUUAUAGAAACGUUCUAUAUAAAUUACUAAUACGUCAUGCAUACGUCGAGCUCAUUAUGAAUACGCUAUGUAUACGCCCAAAAUUGAAAAAAACGCCGACAGUUCAACAUAUGCCAUCAAAAUGAUCACGUCGGGCAUGCGCUGGCUAAAUCGUCAAGGUGUGACAGGGCCUUAAAGUAUGUCUUCU
Dunckerocampus dactyliophorus (ringed pipefish) is the source of this 5919-nucleotide messenger RNA. RefSeq names its product glypican-5-like. The record is from RefSeq and is a predicted model, not a curated record. Gene Ontology annotation, biological process: cell migration; positive regulation of canonical Wnt signaling pathway; regulation of protein localization to membrane. The transcript is spliced from 11 exons. Lineage: Eukaryota; Metazoa; Chordata; Actinopteri; Syngnathiformes; Syngnathidae. Gene Ontology annotation, cellular component: cell surface; extracellular region; plasma membrane. Bases 179 to 2068 code for a protein of 629 amino acids.